CUGAGACGUCCUCGCUGUCUCUCCGUCUCAGUGGAAGCUAAUGAGACACUUUGCCUGGGAUUAAACACUAAGUUCUCAUUUGCCACCGAUGCGCCCUGCCUCUGCAGCUGCUGAUUUAUUUCAACACCAGUGUCACGAGGAAGCUGUGGAAGACAUAUCACGGAAAACAAAAAACCAGACCUCUAUACGGAAAUGGUAGUUGGUUCGUUUGAGGGCUUGUGAAUCAGCAAAGCAGGGCUUUUUUUUUUUUGGCAACAAAUAAUAAAGCACUGGGCAAAAUGUUUCUCCCCCAGCCUCCAGUGGCCUCCCUGCCAGCUUCUUUAUUCCAGGCAUGAGUGUGACCCCCAAAAAAUCCAUUCAGCCUGCUUCCUCUUCUGGUCACACAACUUCCAGUGCAGAUGGAUGACAUCGAUGGCCUGCGGUUGAGGCUGUCCACCGAGGACUCCGUGUCACUGGCUUCCUCCUUGGCUGAGCCUAUCAACCUAGAAGAUUCCUAUUAUGCUCGGCUGCGAGGUGAGCUUGAGUCUGACGCCCAGAACCUGGAGGCAGAGUCCUGGAGUGUGGCUGUGGACCAGAAUUACCUGAGAGCCCUGAACAAAGAGGCUGUUAAAAGACAAGAUGUCAUCUAUGAGUUGAUCCAGACAGAGAUGCACCAUGUACGCACCUUAAAAAUCCUUCUCCAUGUCUACAUGCAUGAGUUGAGGCAGUCUCAGCUGAUUGAGGAAGCCACGCUGGAGCGGCUCUUCCCUGGAGUGGAAGCCCUCCUCACUCUCCACCAGCACUUCCUCAACUGCCUCAAAACACGCCAGAACCAAAGUCGAGAGGAGGACAGCCCAAACAACUACCAGAUCACACAGCUAGGGGAUAUUCUCAUCUCUCAGUUUUCCGAUGAAAUGGGAGAAGAAAUGAUGAUAGAGUACGGUGUUUUCUGCAGCCAUCAGAAGGAAGCCGUCAGCUUCUACAAAGAGCAACUGCAGAACAACAAGAAGCUGCAGGGUUUUAUUAGGAAAUUAGGUCAGCUGCCUCUAGUGCGAAGGUUGGGAAUCCCUGAAUGUUUUUUGUUGGUGACUCAGCGCAUCACAAAAUACCCCGUCCUGGUGGAGCGAAUCAUCCAGAACACUGAAGCUGACACAGACGAGUACAAGUAUCUAGUACAGGGUUUGGCGCUCAUCAAAGACACCAUCUCCCAGGUGGACACUCAGGUCAGUGAAUAUGAGAAAGCUUCUCGUCUGAGGGAGAUCAUCCUGCGUCUGGAGCCAAAAUCUCAGGGCCGCCUGAAGGACGGCCAGGUGUUCCGCAGAGAGGAUCUGAAUCAGGGAAACAGGACGCUGCUGCACGAAGGUGCAGUCACCUGGAAGUUCUCUGGUAGACAGAAAGACAUCCACGCUGUGCUGCUGUCAGACGUGCUCCUCCUCUUGCAAGAAAAAGAUCAGAAGCUUGUGUUUGCUUCUGUGGACAACAAACCACCAGUGAUCUCCCUUCAGAGGCUGAUAGUUAGGGAAGUGGCCCAUGAUGACAAAGCCAUGUUCCUUAUCUAUGCCUGCACCUCCGGCUUCCCAGAAAUGUACGAGAUCCACACAGGCUCCAAAGAGGAACGCGUCAACUGGAUGGCCCUCAUACAAAAAGCUGUAGAACACUGUCCACAAGAGGAGGCGUACCAUGAAGAUAAUGCUAAACUGCAGCAAUAUCAAGAUGCUCUGGAGAAGAUGGAUGACCAGAUAAUACUGAGUCUGACAAAGAAGCAGCAGAUCUUUGCUGCUCUGUACAAGAGUGCGACAGACCAGGAAGCACCCCACCAGAGGCUGCUGCUCCGAGGAGACGCCACUGACCUCCUGCAGGGGGAAACGCUGCUCAAAGGAGCCAUCAUUGAGGUGGAAAACCUGCUGAGCCUGUUCUUGUCACAGAGAAGAGACCCAGACCUUGAAAUGGAUGAGAAUGGAGAUGUAGCUGAGACGUCGGGCAGCAGCGAGGACAGUCCAGUGUGCGUCAGUAACACCACUAGCAAUCCUGAGAUCCAGGAAACGUUCUACUCUGAAGGCCUGGAACAGUCUGCUGAUGACGACAGACCCCCAGUGCCAAACUGCCACUCAGCCUCCAGUCAUUUCCCUGGGGUAGAGGUGUGUGACAGGGUGAUGAUGAUCGCAAAGAGACUCCACAGCUUAUUGGCAGUCAUCGCACAGCAGGACAGCCAUAUUGAGCUGCAGCGCGCUUUUCAGUCGAACAGCCAGCAGCCCGCUCGUCACUACAACGUCUUGCUAGAGCAGGAGAGGCAGCGCAACUUGGAGAAGCAGAAGGAGGAACUUGCCAACUUUCACAAGCGGCAAGCUCAACAUCAAGAGGAGCAGCAGCGCUGGGAGAAGGAGAGGGAGCGGCAGAGGAUACAGAUCGAGAGACUGGAGUCUCAGCUGCAACAGAGGGAAGAGGAAUGUGGGAAGUGGGAGGAGAGGCUGAAUGCGGAGAAGGCUGAGCUGGAGAGUCAGAAGGAAAGCUACCAGCAGGACCUGGAGAGGCUGAGGGAGUCCACAAAAUCAGUGGAAAAGGAAAAAGAGCAGCUGACUCAGGAGAAGAAGCGAUUGGAACAGUUGCAGGAGAAGUUAAAGUCAAAGUACCCAGGAUUCUUCAACUAUGAGGAUCCUGCACAAUCCCGGAAUCUCUCCAGUUACCUGUCGUUCAGGGGAAGCAUAGUGAACGGAGGUGGGAAUCUGACACCAAAGCCCAGCAUCUUGCUCACCACCUCCGAUCCCAAGGAAAUUCCUCCAAAGGUUCCACCUCGCAAGGAGAGCAUCAGCCCCCAGCCGGUCAAAUCCGAGCUGCCCAUCCACCUGAUCAGCACCACCAACCAGGUGCACAAACCUCCUGUUGUGCAGCAGCAGAUCCCCACCAAGCUGGCUACUCUGCCCAAAGGAAAGGAGAAGGGCUUCAAGUCGAAGGGGUCCCACCAGAGAACGCACAGUGCAGCCUCUAUAGAUGUGAACCAAGUGCUGCCCAUCCGAGUGACGGGGAAAGAAGGAGGCAGUCUGAGAGCCAAGAGGAACAAGAGUCCUCAAAGAAUCUACCAGCCAGAUACCUUCAAACCACCAGGAUCUGGCCACGGUGUGAAAAUGUCUCAGUCCUUCAGCACACACAAGAGGAGCAGUAGCGAUGCUGCUCCACCAGCACCACCCCCUUUCCCCAAAGAUGUUCUCGAAAAGGGCAAACAAGAGAAGGUAAUAUUUCUUUAAUCAUAAACUACACACUGGAGUUUGGAUGAGGCCCUGACCAGCACAAAGACUUAAACACACUCCAAAGACUGAUGGAGCUGUGAAAAGACAUUGCACAUGACUUCAUGGCAUCCAUGUGUGUCCAGUAUGAAGAGGCCACUCUCUGUUAAUGUACUUUAACACAGGGUGUUAAAGUAAAGCAUGGGCUGUUGAAAUCAGCUGAAAAAAGCAGAGUGUUUGACAUGUUUUACAAGAAAAUUUUUAAACAUUUGGGAAAAGAUAAUGUUUUAAGAUUUUUUUUUUCCUAAGAAGUUCCUUUUUUAUGCUUCUCAUUUUAAAUGAAAGUGCGCUCAUGUCUCGUAUGCUUCCUUUUUAAUUUAACAAAUGAUAAAUAUGGUCUGAGGAAGCUAUAGAUUUGCAAGUUUACGUCAGUUUAGAUAUGAACUGCCAAGCACAUAAUUUUGUAUCUCAGUGAAUCAGAUCAGCUACUAUAAACCUGCUUUUAAGAUUUUGUAGAAGAAACGAGAGUCUUGCUGUAAACCUAUUGUUUCUUAAUAUUAUCAAAAGUGAAGAAUGAGCAGUUCAGGUUAAUCUGUGGAGGCUGUUUGUGCACUUCCUGACUGGACACAGUGACAGUCCACAACACAGCACAGGAUCGGUAGGAUUGUUUGUUAACAGCCAGACAGCUGCUGAAGCAUUUAUGAGAAUUGUUUCUGAGUGACAUUCCCUGCUAAAUAAUGUCCUUAUGUAAUUUAACAUUUAAUAUUACGUUGAUGAUUUUCUCUGGUAGAGACACAUUGACCACUGUCACCUCAUGCAUGGUUCCAUGUAAAAUAUCUUCCAAAUCCCAACUAAUGGGUCAUGGAAUAAAAAGAUGGUUGACUUU
Toxotes jaculatrix (banded archerfish) is the source of this 4086-nucleotide messenger RNA. RefSeq names its product rho/rac guanine nucleotide exchange factor (GEF) 18a (gene arhgef18a). Gene Ontology annotation, molecular function: guanyl-nucleotide exchange factor activity. The transcript is spliced from 22 exons. Gene Ontology annotation, biological process: regulation of Rho protein signal transduction. The record is from RefSeq and is a predicted model, not a curated record. Gene Ontology annotation, cellular component: plasma membrane. Bases 399 to 3221 code for a protein of 940 amino acids. Lineage: Eukaryota; Metazoa; Chordata; Actinopteri; Toxotidae.